AUGGCUUACGCAGCGAUGAAAACAAACAAGCCAGGGCUGGAGGAGCCUCAGGAGCAGAUCCAUAAGAUCAGGAUCACUCUCUCUUCCAAGAACGUGAAGAACCUCGAGAAAGUGUGCACUGAUCUUGUUCGUGGUGCAAAGGACAAGAGGCUCAGGGUUAAGGGACCUGUUAGAAUGCCAACCAAGGUUCUGCACAUUACCACCAGGAAGGCUCCUUGUGGUGAAGGUACCAACACAUGGGACAGAUUUGAGUUGCGUGUCCACAAGAGGGUGAUUGACCUCUUCAGUUCACCUGAUGUUGUCAAGCAAAUUACUUCCAUUACAAUUGAACCUGGUGUGGAAGUGGAGGUUACAAUCGCAGACUCUUAA
Prunus armeniaca (apricot) is the source of this 369-nucleotide messenger RNA. NCBI's taxonomy places the organism in Eukaryota, Viridiplantae, Streptophyta, Magnoliopsida, Rosales, Rosaceae. The record is from the annotation of a GenBank genome assembly.